Sclerotinia borealis F-4128 is the source of this 324-nucleotide messenger RNA. Lineage: Eukaryota; Fungi; Ascomycota; Leotiomycetes; Helotiales; Sclerotiniaceae. The record is from the annotation of a GenBank genome assembly.
AUGGUUGUGAACACUUUCAUUCCUCAUAUCGCGAAAUUCGCCAGGUUUUCACUUGGCAGAUUUACAAAUCGUUGGGCCAAUGAGGAAGAAUUGAAUAAACCUUCAAUUCUGAAAGACAACAAGAUGCCCAAGGACGUACCGGCACAGUGGAAUGUUUUGAGAUGGCAAUAUCAAAGCGAACUAUUGAUGGAGAUCAAAAGUAUGGAUAUGGAGAGAGCAAGACAACAGCACGCGCAGGGAGGGAUGACUUUGGAGAUGGUGGAGAAGGUGGAGAAGGUGAAAAUGACGAUGGGCGAUAAUCACCUUUGGAUGUGCCCUGUGUGA